This is a messenger RNA of Oncorhynchus gorbuscha (pink salmon), 3192 nucleotides long. RefSeq names its product topoisomerase I binding, arginine/serine-rich a (gene toporsa). NCBI's taxonomy places the organism in Eukaryota, Metazoa, Chordata, Actinopteri, Salmoniformes, Salmonidae. The record is from RefSeq and is a predicted model, not a curated record. Gene Ontology annotation, biological process: protein polyubiquitination; protein monoubiquitination. Gene Ontology annotation, molecular function: ubiquitin protein ligase activity. The transcript is spliced from 2 exons. Bases 227 to 2941 code for a protein of 904 amino acids.
CCAGUAUACCAUCAUCCUUUGCGGUUUUUUAAACGUAGCAUUACGUCAAGGUAUGAAACAGGAGGCCAUCUCCAAAGAGUGUGGUAAACAACUAAAUUAAUUUACUUCUCUUUAGUACAUAUGGAAAUAGUGAAAUAUGAAAAGAUAAUAUGAGAGGUCUUGAGUGUUGUCGCCGACAGGAUUCUUAGACAUUUGCCUCGGAUCCCCGGCUUUUUUUUGACUCACCAUGGCAGCAGCAAAGAUGACCUUACGGCUACGCAAGAAGAGUGCCCUGGACAAGUCCUCUGAGGUUUUGUCUGCCGAGGCGUCUCCAGACUCUAAGUGCCCGAUCUGUCUGGACCGAUUCAACAACAUGGCCUACCUUGAUCUCUGCUUGCACAAGUUCUGCUUCCGCUGCAUCCACGAGUGGUCCAAGAACAAAGCCGAGUGCCCGCUAUGCAAGCAGCCAUUCAACUCUAUCUAUCACAGUAUACAAUCAGAGAAGGACUUCAAGAAGUAUGACCUGCGGCCCACGGAGAACGGUUCCUUUGGGAGUUUCGCAGGGGAACGGUUCCGCUACCGCACCACGCUGACGGGGGCGCGUCGGCAGGACCAGAGAAGAACAUCCCCUCCCCCCGACAACGGGGUCAUGUUCGAGGCCCUAACGGGGGCUUCCCCCCCUCCUCGACAGGACCGAGGCCUCCGCCGCAUGAUGGCGCGCCUGGCGGCCAGGAGGCGGGCAGAAAGCGAGGGCCGGACCGUGCGCAGCCUCCGUGAGCAGGAGAUGAUCAAGUUCAGACGGGCGCUCUACCGGCGAGGGGUGCGAGUGCGGAGCGUGCGAGAUGGUGGUCGUUCCCGGGACAUCUCGGCGGAGUUCUUUCAGAAGAACCCGGCCUGCCUGCACCGCCUGUUGCCCUGGCUGAAGAGAGAGCUGGUGGUGCUGUACGGCGCUCAUGGCUCCCUGGUCAACAUCGUGCAGCACAUUAUCAUGUCCCGCAUCACCCGCUAUGACAUGGAGGACCGGGCCAUCCACGAGGAGCUGCAGCCCUUCCUCCAGGCCCGCACCGAUCACUUCCUGCAUGAGUUUGUCAACUUCGCCCGAGCACCCUUCAACAUGGAGGCCUACGACCAGCAUGCCGUCUACGACUGCCCUGCGCCGUCCUCGGACGAGGGCAGCAGCUCCAACUCCUCGGUGAUUGCCAUCUCCGAGGAUGAGGAGGAGGGCGAUUCUGUGGAGCUGGACCCCAUGUCCGGGGGUGCCCUGAGCCAGUCAACAUGGGACGACGAGACACCCGGACCUUCGUACUCCACAACAGAACCCACCAGGGCCCUCCUGCUAUCCAUCAGAGACUCGGACUCAGAGAGCAGUGUGGGGGAGGAGUGUGGAGCAGUGUUACAGCCAAAGGCCCAUCGCCUGACUGUGGACUCUGCUUGGGUGAAAACCGACAAGGACGGACAGGUGUGUACCUCCUCUGGCGAUGAGGAUUGCAUCAUCGUGGGCUUUGUAAAACCCCUUGCUGAAAGGACUCCGGAGCUGGUCAAGCUGUCCUCUGACUCAGAGGAGUCUGUUCUGGAGGAGAUCAAAGAUGAAGUGCCCAGGCUGCUUCAACACAUCCGCUUCACCAGCCUUAGCCCCACCUCCUCUCAAGGCCAAUGUCCUGGGAAGGCAGAGGGGGUGGAAAGGAAACAAGAUGUAUCGUGCUCCAAGGAGAGACGUAACACCUCACCCUCAAUUAGAUGUGAGACAGCAUCCAGUAAGUCAGCAAGCAAAAACAGAGGACAAACUGAGAAAGACGGCAGGAGAUGUCACAGUCGAGAUAGAUCUAGAGAGAGGCCACGGUCGAGAAGCAGAGACCGGGGGAGGAGGUCCAGGAGCGCCGACCGCAGCCGCUCGACCAAGAGCCCGGCUAUCUCCAUCAACAGCGACAGCACUCUGUCCAGAGGCAGGAGGCAGUCACGCUCCCAAAGCCGCGACUGCUCCCACACUAAAUGGGAGAAGACGAGGGACAAUAAAGAUAGCAGCCGAUCAGGCCGCAGCCACGACUCAUCGUCGCACUCCUAUCACUGGCACUACUACAGCCGGGAGAGUGAGAAGGACAGCAGUGCCACGCUCUACACAGAGAGGAGGUCCUACUACUCCAGCUCACACAGGAACAUCGAUUGCAGGUCCCCGAGCCAGAGUCCUGAUUCCCACCGGCGGGAUAAGAGGAGCUCCAGAAGUCGUUCCAGCACCUGUUCGCCGUCCGGCGCUCACAGGAAAUCUCGUCACGAGAAGCCCAGCGGGAAGAGAAAGUACAAAUCGAGACACCUGGAGGAACCUGCCCCCAAAGACCAGUCCUCCAAAGCCCUCGACGAGCCUCCCUCCUCCACCACCUCGUCCUAUGUGAAAGACAAGAAGAAGAGCAAAGAGAAGCGUCACAGGAAGUCCAAGGAGAAGUCUGGGGGGAAGAGGAGCAGGAGCCUCAGCGUGGAGAUCAUCUUUGAGGGCAGCUCCUCGGAGCAAACCAGGAAGCACCAGAAGAAGAAGAAGAAGCACAAGAAGAAGGGCAAGAGGCACAGGAGCAAAGAGCGCACAGGGUCCAGGAAAUACUCGCCCACUGUCAUCACCAUAGACAGCGACAGUGACCAACAUACUGCCGCAGGCGCUAACGAUGCUAACCACACCUGCCCGGUAAGCAGCAGCACAAGCAACAGCGUGCUAGCGCCUAGCACAACCACCACCACAGGCAACCCUGCAGACUCUGGCCUGCUGGAGUCCAUGUUACAAGACUGGGAACAGCAGAUUCCACCUGUGGGUCUGGACAGUGGAGUGCUGGAGGCCAAGCCUCCUAUAAAUGUUGCUGCUACUUCUGACACACCCACACAUAGUGAGGGGGUUCUGUCCCAAUCUGCCUCUGCGGAUGAGGCGAACUCUCAUAGCCCUUCAAAUGACAACACAAGUCAUUUUUUGGAAGAAUCAUAAUGCUGGCCUCGGUGGGUAGGAAGACAUUUAAUUUAAAAUUAAAAGUUCGUUUUACACCUCACUAUGUAGGAUAUUUUAUAUGUACUGUUCUGCCAAAAGGUGCUCUUUCAUUUGGGAUGUGCCAAUUUGCUGUAUGAGGUUAAAAAAAAAAAUAAAAAGGGGUCAAAGAUUGGGUUUUAUUUAUCUUAUUUACAGUGACUGUCUGUAAAGGCCUACAUUUAAAAAGUAUUUGUAUAAAGUACUUCAACUAA